AUGUUGAUAGCUGCUCAUUUAGUUUUUGGUGAAGAAAAAUAUUUGGAGGCAGCCAAACGUUGUGGAAAUUUAAUAUGGAAAAAAGGAAUUCUUGCUAAAGGUCCAGGAAUUUGUCAUGGAAUAGCUGGGAGUGGAUAUGGACUUCUAUUGUUAUAUAGAUUUACAAGAGAAGAAGAAUGGUUAAAUAAGGCAAAAACUUUUGGGUUUAUAAUGUUGAGUAAGAGUUUUAAGAAAGAAGCAAGAAUUCCAGAUCGUCCAUGGAGUUUAUUUGAAGGAUGGUCAGGCGCUUUAUGUUUUUUGGUUGAUUUAUUAGAACCUUUAAAAGCACAAUUUCCAAUGAUUCCAAUAUUGUUUGAUGAUUGA
This is a messenger RNA of Meloidogyne enterolobii, 363 nucleotides long. NCBI's taxonomy places the organism in Eukaryota, Metazoa, Nematoda, Chromadorea, Rhabditida, Meloidogynidae. The record is from the annotation of a GenBank genome assembly.